This is a messenger RNA of Hydra vulgaris (swiftwater hydra), 2824 nucleotides long. The record is from RefSeq and is a predicted model, not a curated record. NCBI's taxonomy places the organism in Eukaryota, Metazoa, Cnidaria, Hydrozoa, Anthoathecata, Hydridae.
AUGGAAUUGGCAGUUUGCUCCAUGAGUUCCAAAGACUGCAUGUUUCACAACUGUGAGAAAUCCCCUGGCAAAGAAAAGAUUGAAGACCAUCUACAACCUUACAUUACCACUGAUGAAUUGGAAUUCAAACAAUGGGUGAGUACAGAUAGAUGCACUCUUGUCACCAUGAAAAGAUCUGCAGAUGAGUUCAUGCAAACUCUGACUAAUGAUAUCUUCAACCUUACAAAGCAUCAUUACCUGUCUAAAAUACAAGCAGAAAAAUUUGAAUCAAUGAAGGAAGAAAUCACUGGAAAUGAAGGUAUUCUACAAAUGGACUUUGCAGAAAAUUUUAGUUUUAUAAUUCAGGAUGAGUCUGAUAAAAUAAAUCAUGCAUUCUAUUUCAGGUGCUUUUACGUUUCGUCCGAAUUUAUCCAGUCUGAAUCACAGAAACUAAAGGAUCGUUUAAAAGGAAUCCAAUCUGUAAAAGGAAUUCGUUCAUUUCAUCAUAUUAUCCCAUAUUCAAAGUGUACAGUUGCCGCGUUUCCAACAUCUAAAUUUGGUGUUGAUGAUGAAACUGUGUUUCAUCUAGGAGGCAAACAAUGUGGUAAUGACUGUCUUGUUUCAACCAACCGACUAACCAACCAAAAGAACAUGGUUGAGAUAAGUAAUUGGAUAGAAAAUUAUUUACAACAUGACAAUAGUAGAUCACCUCUGCUUGUUAUUGGAACAGCUGGUGCUGGAAAAUCUGCUGUGAUGGCAAAAUGUGCAAGUAACGCUGUACAAAUGGCUGAUAAGAAUGAAAUUUUAGUGCCUGUAGGUUUCACAAAAUGGAAGAUAUUUUAUCACUUUGUUGGUGCAACACAUGGCUCAACUGAUCUUGCAUUUUUUUUACAACGUUUAACAAAAGAAGUAAAACCUGACUUGAAAGAAACAGUUAGUAAUAUUGAAACACUAAUGCAGUUAACUAACAGUUUGCUAACUAAUCCAAAUACAGAACCUGUUAUAUUGUUCAUUGAUGCUGUUAAUCAGUUAGAUGAAGACAAGCAACAGUUCCUUAGUAGAUGGCUUCCUGAUUGUUUAUCACCAACAGUUCGUGUUGUUGUUUCUAUGAUUGAAGGGACACCAAGUCACCAGAUGCUGCGCUCCUUUAAUCCAUCUCCUAUUGAAGUGGUGUGUGGUCCACUUGAUAUGGAAUCAAGAAAGGAAAUUGUUUCAAGCUUAUUAGCAGUUUACAACAAGAAGCUGCAUAGUACUGAACUAGAAACACUUUGUCAGAAAAAAGGCUCAAGUAAUCCUUUAUGGUUAACAUUAGCUUGUGAAGAAUUACGGGAUUUUGGCACAUUUGAAUUAUUAAAAGAUAAAAUUUUUAGUUUGCCAGAUGAUUUGAUUAACUUAGAGACAGAAGUGUUUACUCGUUUUGAAUCAGAAAGUGGUGGUGUACUAAUGAAAGCUACUCUUUGUUUGUUAGAAGUCUCUAGACAUGGUUUGUUAGAAACCGAGUUAUUAGCACUACUUGGUAAUUCAAGUAAUAUACAAUACACAGAGUAUAUUGAGGGAAAAGAAGAUGAAGUUUUGGAUACCCCUAUGGAAAGUAUCCGAUCAGUCAUACCAUUAGAGAUAACAAAAGCUGAACAUCUAGCUGAUAUAUUUUCGAACAAUAAAAAAGAUACAUGUGAUGUUAAAGAAAUAGAAAAUGGAAUAAAUAACAAUACAACUCAAAUCAGGAGGCAAAAAGGCAAGCAAGUAAAUUUUUUGCCUGCUAGAGAUUGGGCUAUUAUCUAUCGAAAUUUAAAACCAUUACUGCGACCAUGUGGUGAUCUUGGAGAAGGGCGGCUAGACUUUUAUCACCGUUCUCUGAGUAAAGCUGUUCGAAAAAAGUAUUUUCAAGGCAGUGAGGGUUUUACAAAGCAUGUUUACAAUUAUUGGCAUGGUGUCCUAGCUAACUACUUUGAGAAUGUCGAUGAUAUGGAUAGAAAAGCAGAGGAGUUACCUUAUCAUUUGGAGAAACUUUCAGAUACUAAUAGAUUGGUUCAAUGUUUGUUGGAAUGGCCAUUAUUUAAUCGUUUAUAUGAUGAGGAAUUUAGUAUAGAUCUGCUUCGAUUUUGGCAAAAGGCGGGUGGUUACUCUGUUGCUGCAAUGAUGUACAAAGAAUCCCUAGAAUUACUUAAAGAUCAACAAAAUAAUAUUACUUGUUUAGGGGAUCAACUAGAAAAAGUUGCAAUUUUUUUAUAAAUGAUAUUGGUCAUAUUGCUGAAGCAAUUAUGACAAAAUCAUAUAUAAAUCCUAGAGAACCUAAAUAUUACAAAGAAAAAAAAGAGCAAUUGAUAAAGUCAUUAGAUUAUGUCUUAACAUUGGAAUUUUCUAUGAAGAUAACAAUCAGUUGAACGAGGCUUACGAUUAUUUUGUUAAAUGGAACAAUGUUACAAUAAAGGUGCUAGGUCUGAAUCACUCAAAAUCUAUCAGAUGUAAGGAAACGUUAGCGGAACCAGCGUAUGUUGCUAUUCGAGAAGAAAGAGAAAGACAAGCUGCUGGAAUGGCAUAAAUACAGCAAUAUUUUUUUUUUCAAUGUUUCCUCUUCUCAACUCCAAGUUCAGUUGAAUUUCUGUUUUUACUGACUGACUAUUAGUAAUAAUCGAAAUGAAGUACUUGAUACUUAAAAGAAUAUAUAUAUAAUAUAUAUAUAUAUAUAUAUAUAUAUAUAUAUAUAUAUAUAUAUAUAUAUAUAUAUAUAUAUCUUCAAAGAACUUUUGUAUUCAACAUUCACGACGCAAUAACAUGACACCACGACACGAUAACAUGACACGACAACUAAUUCUAAUCUGCAAUAAAAAAUAGGCUUUGUUCA